CAGUGUGAGGGCAGCAGGGAGGAUCUGUGGCUUACAGCCAUCACGGAGCUGCUGGAGGAGAUGCAUUCUUUAUUCUGAGGAGGGAGGAGUGACAGAGGAGAGGGAGAGUAAGAGAGAGAAAGAAGAGAGAGAGAGAGAGAGAGAGAGAGAGAGAGAGAGAGAGAGAGAGAGAGAGAGAGAGAGGUGAACAGAGCACACACGUCGCACUAUCAAGUGAAUCCAUCUAAGAAAACAACUCGCUGGGAGUCCGGGUCCGAGCUGCGUAGGGCACUGAAGGCAAGUUUGAGCUCCCCACUGAAGAGCGCGCAGAACGGACGCAGCUGGCCGUCAUGGCCCGUGGCGGAUCUGGCGGCGGACACUUCGUUGAGUGCGUCCUCACUGUUCUGGCAGAGUGUGGAAGGGGAAAAGAGGGCUCUGCGAUCACCCUGCCGCCGCUUUCCUCUGUUCUCAUGCUGCAGACGGUUUAGUUAAAGCGGAGGAGCUCCGUUGAAAAGCGCCCGGGAGCGUGGGAAAGAAGGAAAAAGUGGCGGACAGCGGUGCAAAACGGACGCGUAGACCAGGGAAAUAUGCUGUUCCGAGGACUCACCGGGUUUACGCUGAUCGGAACUGACUCGCACCAGCUUUGCCGAACGGAGCUUUACGCACGGUGAUACAGCAGGACCGUAUGAAGGACAGAGGCUUAGAGAACGGGGAAAGUUGAACGUGGUAGUUGGGGUUGUAAUGGAUAAGGCUCGCCAAAGGUUUCUGGAUCCAAAUGUCACCCCCCUUGGACUCUGCCCCGGUUGGGGACCAGCAGUGUGUGACGGACAGGCGAGUGGAGCCUGCGGUGGCUCUGUACUGCAUGGUUUCAAAUUGGCCCUGGCUGAGCUCUGCAAGGAGCAGCGAGUGAAGAGUCUUGCAAUGGUCUGACGUCUCAGCAUGGAUGGAGUCAGUCGGAGGACCGGCCACCACUAAUGAGACCAUCGCGCUUCAGCUGAGGACUAGCAUUUACAGGAUUACUCCCACGUUUUCCUGCUCAUUUCCCAGCUAACUGCAUCGUUACCAGACUCUCUGAGUGGGACUUUUAAUGCGUCUGGUUUUUGGUGGAUACAUACAUCAUUGCCUUUCUGAUUUUCAUAUUUCUUUUAUUCCAUCCCUUCUUCUUUUUUAUUGUUGGUUUCUCUUUUCCUGUUUUGUUUUUCAACUAUGGAGUUUUUGGCUGGAUCCUGGAAUAAAGAUUGGGCUUCAUUCUUGCAAUUUUGGUUGACUGUCAUCCUAAGCCUCCAAAUGCAGUUCAGGCCGGGUGCCUCUUGCCCGAAGGAGUGCCGUUGUGACAACCAGUUUGUGUACUGCAAUGAACGCAGCCUGACAUCAGUGCCUCUGGGGGUGCAGGAAGGCUACAAAGUUAUCUUCCUACACAACAACCAGAUAAACAAUGCUGGAUUCCCUCUGGAACUUCACAAUGUUGCCUCAGUAGAGACUGUGUAUCUCUAUGGCAACCAGUUGGAUGAGUUCCCUAUCAAUCUGCCCAAAAACACCAGGGUCCUGCAUCUCCAGGAGAACAAUAUCCAAACUAUCUCUCGGGCAGCCCUGGCCCAGCUGACUCAGUUAGAGGAGCUGCACCUUGAUGAUAACUCCAUCUCCACAGUGGGGGUGGAGGAAGGGGCCUUUAGGGAGGCGCUAAGCCUCAAACUCCUCUUCCUCACUAAGAACCACUUAAGCAGUGUUCCCAUUGGCCUUCCUGAGGACCUAAAAGAGCUACGGUUGGAUGAAAACCGCAUUGCUGUCAUUGCAGAGGAGGCCUUUCAGAAUGUAACACGUCUGCAGCGCCUCCUGCUGGACGGGAACCUGCUGACAGAUGAAGGCAUUGCACCGGGAACCUUCCAGGAGCUGGCCAACCUCCGUGAGCUGGCCCUGGGCCGCAAUUCACUCACCUUCCCCCCUCCACUCCUUCCCUACCAGUCACUAAUCAAACUCAGCCUGCAGGAGAACCAGAUAGACCAGAUCCCAGUGGCAGCCUUUGCUGCCUUAAAUAGGCUAGAAAGACUGGAUAUCUCAAGCAACCAGCUUCAGACUCUUACACAGGGAGUAUUUGAUGGUCUGUCAAGUCUAAAGCACCUGAUGGUGCGAAAUAACCCCUGGCGUUGUGACUGUGGUGUCAAAUGGGUGGUCGUAUGGCUCAAGGCGCUACCUUCAUCCAUCAAUGCCCGAGGGUUUGUGUGCCUGAGUCCGGACAAGGUGCGUGGCAUGGCAAUCAGAGAGCUCACGCUGGAUAUUAUAGAAUGCCCAGUUGAAGACGACGAGCCACCCUGGCCAACCCUUCGAUCAACACCCCCUCCCCCACCAACAACCACCCCCUUCACCACCAUGAUCUCCACGCUCAUCACCACAUCCAUCCCUUACUACUUUGGCUCACCCUCCCCUCCUUUACCCCCUGUCCCUAACAACCCCCCUGGCCCCUUGCCUCCUUACGAGGACCCCCUUCAGAUCUCCUUCCAUGUUGUCAACUCCACUAAUAUCGCGGUGAGCUGGGCUUCCUAUUACACCGUCACAGCCUACAAGGUAACUUGGGUCAAAAGGGGACAAAGCCAAAUAAAUGAAGGAAUGCGGGAAAGGACCGUGAGUGGGGACCGGCGGCAUAUUAGCCUCACCAACCUGGAGCCCCGGUCUGUGUAUCGUAUCUGUGUGCAUGUUCUGGACACUCUCAACUCCUACAGGCCAGGAGAGGAUACUAUAUGCUCUGAGGCCAGGACCAAGCCUGCUGUGCCCAUUAAGCCUCCCAGCAGAGAGGAAGCUCCUCGGGAGAGCAUCAACUCUACUCUGCUCAUGGCUGGGAUCAUUGGUGGAGCGGUGCUUAUCAUUCUGAUAACGCUGCUCAGUCUGUUUUGCUGGCACAUGCACAAGAAGAACCGGUCAUCUUCGACCAAGUGGAAAUACAACCGUGGUAGGAGAAAAGACGACUACUGUGAGGCUGGAACCAAGAAGGAUAACUCCAUUCUUGAGAUGACUGAGACCAGUUUCCAGAUAGUGGCGCUGAACAAUGAGCAGCUGCUUAAGGGAGACUUCCGCAUUCAGCCUAUCUACACACCCAACGGGGGCAUUGGAUUUAGAGACUGUCACCUCAGUAACAACAGCAUAGCCUACUGCAAGAGCAGCAACGUGCCCAGUACAGAGUUCUGCCACACAUGAUGCAGCAGCAAAAAGUACAUUGGCAUUCACACAAACACACACGAUAAACACUUUACAGUACACGCAUAAAUACACAUACACCGUUUGUGUAGACGACAAAAUACAUAAAGUUCUAGUGAAAUAUAACUGUACUAUAUAUAUUUCCAAGUUCUGUCUACAAUGUAAUUUAUACUGUGGAUAAUAAUGUGGGAUUCUCUGCUAUCUUUUUUAUUCUUAGAAAAAGAGAUACAAGUGUUUCUUUUUUAUAACCAGCAGGGUUUUGGAAGUUGUUUUAAUGGUCAGUACUGUACAUGAACAUGGAUUUGUACAAUCAUGGCACCCGGGGUGUAGCUUCUGACGAACGCUGUCAGCCUUGGAAAUGUUGGGGCGCUUAGAGGGCUGGGAUCCUUUGCUAACCACAGAAGCAAAAUAUGGCCUUUUUGCGCUUUGAAACCCUGCAAACCCUCCCCAGUACAACAGAACAGUAGUAAAGACAACACAGCACAGGGGAAAUCCAAACACUGCUGAUUAGAGCACUGUGGAAAUAUAGCUCUGGUUCACUGGUGGCAUGUUGUAAAAAGAAGAAUUGAAGUGCACUUUCUUAUUAAUGGAAGCAAGGCAGGAAAUGAGCAGAGGUGGUGAUCACAUGUAAGAGAGGUGGACGGCUGUGUGUGGAGAAUGUCACCGGUGCUGUUGAAAAGCCUGGAAUGAGUUUUCCCAAAGGUGCCUAAACAGUAAAAGCAUCUUUGUUCUAUCGGUUUACAGUAGGACAAAGGUGGGCACGUUUUGGAAAACUCUGAAAAAGGAUGUGUCAUUUUCAGCAUAUUAGUUGUUUUUUUAGUCAGGAGGUACUAUCAUUAACAUGAGUUGAAAAAGCAACAAAGCAUUAUUGUCCCUAAUGAGGCGCAUGGGUCUGCUGGGACCUGCAGAUCUUUUUGAAGAAAUUCCCUAAUUUGUUCUGCUUUUUUCUCCCUGUUUUUCCCCCCUGUUUUGGCAAGUGAGGCCACAAGGGGGCAGUUUGUUUCCCUCAGUGUGGAGUGUGGGACAGAGGAACAGAGGGCAAGACAGAGAGAAAGACAGAAAAAGAAAGAUGCAUGGAUCACUUUACCUCCUCUAUUCCCCCUGGAGUCCAUUACCCAGACAACAUUACUCAUGCUCAAACAGCAUUGUUCAGAGUAUUAUUGCUCAUCGAGCAGCUUAAUGAUGUGGAAUCAUUUAAAACUAACAGUGUUUUCUGUGUUUGGUGGCUAAAUGAUAUGGAUUUUCAACACUGUGGUCUAUCAUGAGGCUGGAGGAGUCUUUUCCUCCCUGUGCGUAUGUGUGUGUGUGUGUUUGUGUGUGUGUGUGUGUGUGUGUGUGUGUGUGUGUGUUGAUCAUGAUGAAUUUCCAGCAAGCACACACAUACUGCUAAUUAUACACCCACUUAUUUCAACCUUGUCGCAGCGUUCAUUAGGCUAUUUGAUAAAUUAGGAAAUUACAACAAUAAGAUGGGAGCCCGCCCAUGAUCCUAACAAUGCUGCACAGGUUUGACCAAGCAGCCAGUCAACUGUCUCAUCAUUUAUCCUUUUGUGUACAUUAUAUGAGACUGUCUGCUUCAUUUAUGGCCACCUGAACAAUGCACCGUCUCACUCCACAAUAAUCGUUUCUGCCAUUGUGAUUCUUGCCCCAUCUACUUUCAUUUCUGUCUCACUUUCUCCCUGUUAGUCUGUGAAUCUCUGCUCCCUGCAUGGGCUCAAUUAAAUCUCUUUCCCUUUGCUUCAGCUCUUAGGCCGUGGUGGCAUCUCUUUGCAUGUGAGGUGCCAGUGAGAAGACUCCAUUAUGCACAUCUCCUUAGGAAGACUUUAUUUGAUUUGACAAGAUUUUUUUUUUUUGAGGGGCCAAGCUUAAAGAAUUCCCACUGCUGACCCUCCUGCCCCCCACGCCCACCCCUUUCCCCCUCUCUCCUUAUAAUCCUCAACCAAAAAAGGGAGAAAAAUAUGUAGACUUUAUUUUCACUUGGCUGCAGGGAGCUCACGCUGGGAGAGAGAGCGUGUGUUAACUCUUUGUGAGGCUUGCCCUGAACGUACACGGUAGAAAACCUCCAAACUGGGCUGAAUACCUAGAAAAAAGUUUUAAAAAAAAAAGGUUUUUAAAGGCUUUACUCAAAUUAUUCCCGAGUGCUGAGAUUAUCUCUGAGAGGAUUCACCUCAGAAUAUCUCCAAGUAGCUGCACUUAUUGUAAUUCCUGAUAUUGCUCAGAUCAUAAUCCCAUGUGAGCCCACUUUAAUCUGAGGUGAUGCACAAACACAGCCCCAGUGUUUAGAUUCUGUUUUAACAAAGGCAAGAACCGAGAAACUGUAUGAAGCUGCUUUGUGACACAUUAUGUCUUUAAAUAUUGGAACAAGACGGCUGCCAAUUUUUUAAAAACUUCAUAUGAUGUCAAGAACUCAUGGAGAGGCAACAUCUUUACUUUCUUAGAAACAGUUAUUCCAAUACUUUAACAUUUUGUGAAAUGAGUUUGGUCACUUUAUUACUGAGAGGUUAGCAGGAAGGCUAGGUCAACAGUCAUGUUUGUAUGGUAAAUAUGAAGCCACUGCCCACAGCUAUAUUAGUUGAGCUUUUAGAAUAAACACAAAGAUUUAAGACAAGGGCUUCACUUAUUCUGGCCCUGUCUGAGUCCACAAUGUAAAACAAAAAAAAUAGUUUCAUUGUUUGUUUAAUUAGUUGGCUAUAAAGUUGCUUGAAGUUGUAUUUUUGUUAAUCUUUGGCCAUAGCUAGGCCAAGCUGUUUCUAGCUUGAAGUAAAUAUGAAUAUGGGGCCCCCGGCAAGAGCCUCAUCAGUUAAGCUUAGCAUUAAGUUUUAAGAUGAGGGCAAACACUUACUAUUGCUGUGUCCCGAAGGCAAAAAAAACCCCCAGCCACAUGACCAGAAUGUGUUUUUCUUCAAGUAAAGCACACAAGAUGAUAAUGAGGGAGCUUCAGAAAUGUUGGUAGGCAGAUUAAGUUACCUGCCGACGAGGCCAGCUUAGCUGCUUCUGAGUGUUUAGUAAACAUGAAGCCACCGCCAAAAGUAAUGUUAGUUUAGCUAAGCGUUAAGACUUAAGUCAAGGCCAAACAGUUCAUCUGGCUCUAUCCAAAGGUGAGAAAAUCUACUGUUUGACCACAAUGUGUUCUCCACAAACAAAACGUGGUGGAGUGAGCUUUAAAAGUUUGUAGAUUCAGUUAUCUCUGAAGGAGCCUGGCAAGAUGUUUCUGUCCUCGUGUUUAAUAUGAAGCCACAUUUGUUAAGCUGCAUACAAAGACUGAAGGUGUACUAAAGGCUGAUUUGUUUAGAAGAGCUAAUGUGGCUCUGUGCAAAAGUGAGAAAAUCUGCCUUGAGGCCUCAGUGUGUCAGCUUAAUGGUGUUGGUAAGUGAGCUUUAAAGAUGCUACUGAGUCUAUUUUUCUAUAUUAUGAAGUCAGGCUACCUUUCUCCCCUUGUGUCCUUGCUUUAUGCCAAGUAAAGCUAACUGGCUGUAUCCUUAUUCACCAUACAGACAUGAAUUUUCUCAUCUUACUUUCAAAAUAUUAAAGAGUAUGAAAUAUAUGCUCUUUUCCUCUGGCAGAUUAAAUACUCUAAUGUUUGAACAAAGUCUAAGAAGUCCACUUAAUGACAUGACUGGUUUGGAUGGGUAUUUUUCCGUGGUGGGUUUAAUUGGAAAAGAGCUUCUGUGGUUAUCAAAGUAUCUCCAUUUUAUUUCCUUUCUAACCUUUUUCUACUGGCAUCCACAGCAACCAUCAACACUUGAACAUUUACAUCAGAUAUAGUUUGUUUUUCUGUUGGAGAUAAAAGCUCUAUUUGAAGUCAUGUGCUGAUCAAACAAGAGGUGCGUUAAACUAUUGCAACACACACUAUCUCCCUCAUCUGUGAAUGUGUAACGGAGACAGAUAUUUGCCUUACCUUUUGUGCAGGACUGAAUGGCUAGCUAAAGAGAGACAGAGUGAAGUGGCAGAAAGUGAAGGAGAAGAGACGAUGAGACACUAAAAGACGAUGCUUCACAGAAAGCACAUUUCCCCAGUUGAUUGGAGCCACCAAGGCAACACUAACAGUAUUAACAGGAAGACAACACUAGCCGUGACACUCAGUAGCUAACAAAAAACUUUUCAUCCUUAUUGCCAGACCUUAAGUGGUGCACGGCUAAUGAAUCAACCAAACGGGGACAGAGCUUUGGUGGUUGUUUUGCAGCAUAGGCCUACAUUACUCUUAAUUUUCUACUUGCUUGAUGAAAGAAGGAGGCUGCUGUGCUGUGACCAAUGGAAUUAAACGGAGCGUAUUACAGACUGCUAGCGCUGGAUUAUUACUGUUUCAGGGCGCCGAGAAGUAAUUUCCCUUAAAGCGCAUCGAUUCACGUUAAAUAAUUAUCUUUAAUCCCAGAGAGGUCAAUUCAGACACAACACGUGGUUGAAACAGAAUACAUUUGAGGCCAUAUUUUCUUCCCGUCAGGUAGAACCUCCACUGCAAAAUAUCUCUUCACCAGUGACAUUCAUUCGAAGAUUUUUGCAUGUACUGUAUCUAGCUUCAUAGCCUUUCAUCUAUUUUUUUUUCCUUUAUGUUUUCUGGCAAUCAUUCAUCGGAGGUACGAGCAACAUUUCAGAAAGGUUCUAAUGUUGCUCUAAGAAAGAAGGCAGGAAAUUUACAGUGCAUGUAAAACAGCUUUGUCAGGUUCAUUCUUCUCGUCGAGACGCUGCAGUUUCGUUUGCCACCCACACCAAGUUUUCUUAGGAACCAAAGUUAAACUUCUGUUCUCAUGAUGAAAUAUUGAUGUUGUUCCAUGUAUGUGCCUUGAGGUUGAACUUACAAUGUAAAGUCCUUGAAACCUUUAAAUGUUUUUGCACAAACUGUAAAUACUUAAGUGAAGCUUUUUGAAAAUAAAAGAGCCAUUGGAUUUGA
Messenger RNA from Notolabrus celidotus (New Zealand spotty), 8053 nucleotides. RefSeq names its product fibronectin leucine rich transmembrane protein 2 (gene flrt2). Gene Ontology annotation, molecular function: protein binding. Bases 1186 to 3168 code for a protein of 660 amino acids. The record is from RefSeq and is a predicted model, not a curated record. Lineage: Eukaryota; Metazoa; Chordata; Actinopteri; Labriformes; Labridae. The transcript has 2 exons.